Brassica napus (rape) is the source of this 601-nucleotide messenger RNA. RefSeq names its product defensin-like protein 5. The transcript has 2 exons. NCBI's taxonomy places the organism in Eukaryota, Viridiplantae, Streptophyta, Magnoliopsida, Brassicales, Brassicaceae. The coding region runs from base 12 to 314 and encodes 100 amino acids. The record is from RefSeq and is a predicted model, not a curated record. Gene Ontology annotation, biological process: defense response.
CCUUUAUAUGGAUGUCAUCUUCUUCCCUAUUUAGCUCAGCAAAACUCUUGGGUUCAACUCUCUAUAUCUCUCUUCAAAAAAUGAAGCUCUCUUUUCGUUUUAUCUCAGCAGUUGCGCUUUUGUUCAUGCUCCUCGUCGCCACAGGGAUGGGUCCGGUGACGGCGAAGGCACGCAUGUGUGAAACGAGUAGCCAGUUGUUCAAUGGACCGUGUCUGAGCACAACCAAUUGCGCCAAUAUUUGCCAGAAUGAAGGUUUUCCAGAUGGUGACUGCAAAGGAUUCCGCCUUCGCUGCAUUUGCAACAGACCAUGUUGAUGAAAUUACAAAGGAAAAAGACAGACUAUGUUGAUCCAUGAUCGUUUUAUGUUGUUUUUUUUUUCUUUCUAUUUUAUCCUUAGUCCUUCAAAUGAGUUAAUGGGAUAUAAAUCUCGAAAGCCCUUUAGUUUGUAUAUUUCUAUUUUCUUCUGAGGUUAAAUUAUAAUAACACAGUUUAGCAAGUUGUAAGUUUUAUAAACUAUGACUCAUUGACUUGUCAUCUUUCUUCGCAUAGGAGAUGUAUUCAGUCUAGAAGUUGAAUUAAUUUGAUUUUAGUAGGUUUUAUA